GAGAUUCAUACUACAUUUAUGAUUUAGUAUAACUUGGAGAAAUUUCGAGCUCAGUAGAGUCAACGGCACCAUAAGUCAAGCGAGUUUUUUUUUCAUUGAAAAAGAGAGAAUAUAUAGUCCGGUUGGCUGGCUGGUUCAUCAGCAAAGGAGAAGAGGAGGGUGGCGAGGAAGCUGACUAGCUGAGCUAGAUCGAGGUGAUGAGCAAGGUGGAGAUGGGCGAGGAGGAACAAGAACAAGAUGGUAUAGCGGUGGAUGAUCCGGAGAAGAAGGCGUCGUCUGCGAGCGGCAGGCUGCAGCUGCCGCCGUCGUCGUCGUUGAGGGAGGCGCUCUCCUCGACCUCCUCCUUGUCCCUCAGAGAGCAGCACCACGACGAGGAGCUGGAGCUCAAGUGGGCGGCCAUCGAGCGGCUGCCCACCUGGGACAGGCUCCACACCUCGCUCCCUCUCAAUGCCGACGGCGCUCGUCCGCCGGAGCCGGUGGACGUGCGCCGGCUGGGGGCGGCGGACCGGCGGGAGCUGGUGCACACCCUCAUCGCCGACAUCCACAAGGACAACCUCCGCCUGCUCCGGCACCAGCGCCGGAGGAUGGACAGGGUCGGCGUACGGCAGCCCACGGUGGAGGUACGGUGGCGGAACCUUCGCGUCGACGCCGAGUGCCAGGUCGUCGAUGGCAAGCCGCUCCCCACGCUCCUCAACUCCGCCAUCUCCACGCUCUCGCUGCUCACCACCAUGCUCGGCUUCAACCGUAACCAAGAAAGGAUCCACAUCCUCAAAGAUGUCACCGGCAUCCUCAAACCUUCCAGGAUGACCCUUCUCCUUGGACCCCCAGGCUGUGGCAAAACCACCCUUUUGCUAGCACUUGCUGGAAAGCUCAACAAAAGUCUCAAGGUAACAGGAGAAAUUGACUACAAUGGUGUCAAGCUGCAAGAUUUUGUUCCAGAGAAGACAGCAGCUUACAUUGGCCAGUAUGAUCUUCAUGUCCCUGAGAUGACUGUCAGGGAGACGCUCGACUUCUCUGCGAGAUUCCAGGGCGUUGGCAGCAGAGCAGAAAUCAUGAAGGAAGUCAUUAGACGGGAGAAGGAGGCUGGGAUCACCCCUGACCCCAACAUAGAUACGUACAUGAAGGCAAUAUCUGUGGAAGGUUUAGAAAGAAGCAUGCAAACAGACUACAUUAUGAAGAUAAUGGGACUUGACAUAUGCGCUGAUGUACUAGUAGGAGAUGCCAUGAGAAGAGGUAUUUCAGGCGGUGAGAAGAAAAGACUAACCACAGGAGAGAUGAUAGUAGGACCAUCAAAAGCGCUCUUCAUGGAUGAAAUAUCAACUGGGCUGGACAGUUCUACCACCUUCCAAAUUGUUUCUUGUCUCCAACAGCUAGCUCAUAUAUCAGAGUCUACCAUACUGGUCUCACUCCUUCAACCAGCACCAGAGACUUACGAACUUUUUGAUGAUAUUAUCUUGAUGGCUGAAGGACAAAUCGUUUACCAUGGCCCUAAGGGCUACAUUAUGAGUUUCUUUGAAUCAUGUGGCUUUAAAUGCCCCGAAAGAAAAGGGAGCGCUGACUUCCUUCAAGAGGUCCUGUCAAAAAAAGAUCAGAAACAAUACUGGAGCCGCAACGAAGAAGGAUAUAAUUUUGUUACAGUUGAUCAAUUCUGUGAUAAGUUCAAAGCAUCUCAAAGUGGUCAGAAUCUUGCUGCGGAGCUUUCGAAGCCGUAUGAAGAAUCUAAAGGACAUAAGAAUGCCCUGUCCUUCAGUAUCUACUCAUUAUCCAAGUGGGAUCUACUCAAGGCAUGUUUUGCACGGGAGCUCCUUCUUAUGAAAAGGAAUGCCUUCAUCUACAUAUCAAAAUCCAUUCAGCUUGGAUUACUUGCUGUUAUUACUGGGACAGUAUUUCUGCGCACACGUAUGGGUGUUGACAGAAUUCAUGCUAACUAUUAUAUGGGUUCACUCUUCUAUGCACUCCUGCUGCUGAUGGUGAAUGGAUUCCCUGAGCUGGCCAUGGCAAUUAACAGACUGCCAGUCUUCUACAAACAGAGAGAUGACUACUUCUAUCCUGCAUGGGCUUAUGCAAUACCAUCUUUUAUCCUAAAGAUUCCAGUCUCCUUAGUUGAGUCAAUAGCUUGGACAACAAUAUCCUACUACCUGAUUGGCUAUACCCCGGAAGCAUCCAGAUUUUUCUGUCAGCUCCUCGUCCUCUUCCUCAUCCACACAGUAACAUUAUCAAUGUUUCGAUGUGUGGCCUCAUACUGUCAAACAAUGGUGGCUGGUUCAGUCGGUGGUACAAUGGCAUUUCUAGCGACCCUUCUGUUUGGGGGUUUCAUAAUUCCUCGCUCAUUUAUGCCUAAUUGGCUAAAGUGGGGAUUUUGGCUUUCUCCAUUGUCAUAUGGUGAAAUAGGCUUAACUGGAAAUGAGUUUUUGGCACAAAGAUGGUUGGAGAUCAAGAUAUCUGGUGUAGCACUUGGAAGGAGGAUCCUAAUGGAUCAAGGGCUAGACUUCUCCAGCUAUUUUUACUGGAUCUCAAUUGGAGCAUUGCUUGGGUUUACAUUGUUGUUCAAUGUAGGCUUCGCCAUAGGCUUGACCAUUAAAAAGGUUCCAGGAACUUCUCGAGCUAUUAUCUCUCGCAAUAAGCUUACCACAUUUGAUGGAAGAGACCAAGAUAACAAUGCUGAAAAUAGGAGGCCUAAGUUACAAGCAGAGACUGCUUUGUCUCCAAAUAGGACUGGGAGGAUGGUAUUGCCUUUCACGCCCCUUAUAAUAUCAUUCCAGGAUGUCAACUACUAUGUAGACACCCCUGCGGAAAUGAGGGAGCAUGGUUACAUGGAAAAGAAACUACAGCUACUCCACAAUAUCACAGGAGCAUUCCAGCCAGGGGUUCUCUCGGCACUCAUGGGGGUUACUGGAGCGGGAAAAACAACACUCCUUGAUGUUCUUUCUGGAAGGAAAACUGGUGGUGUUAUUGAAGGGGAUAUAAGAAUAGGAGGGUAUCCUAAAAUUCAGCAGACUUUUGCUAGGAUAUCAGGCUACUGUGAACAAACUGAUGUCCAUUCCCCACAGAUCACAGUGGGUGAAUCGGUUGCAUAUUCAGCCUGGUUGCGCCUUCCACCAGAAGUUGAUGCAAAAGCAAGAAAUGAAUUUGUGAACGAAGUUCUUGAAACAAUUGAAUUGGACGAAAUUAGAGAUUCUUUGGUCGGAAUACCAGGGGUAAAUGGACUAUCAACAGAGCAAAGGAAACGGCUCACGAUUGCAGUCGAGCUCGUGUCUAACCCCUCAAUCAUAUUUAUGGACGAGCCAACAUCAGGCUUGGAUGCAAGGGCAGCUGCUAUUGUCAUGCGUGCAGUGAAGAAUGUUGCAGACACAGGUCGAACGGUUGUGUGCACCAUUCACCAACCAAGUAUCGAUAUAUUUGAGGCAUUUGAUGAGUUGAUGCUGAUGAAAAGGGGUGGAGAGUUGAUCUAUGCUGGGCCAGUUGGACACCAUUCAUGUGAAGUCAUCCAGUAUUUCCAGGCAAUACCUGGGGUUCCCAGUAUCAAGGACAAGUACAACCCAUCAACAUGGAUGCUAGAAGUUACUUCUACAUCUAUGGAACUUCAACUGGGAGUAGAUUUUGCACAAAUCUACAGGGAAUCAUCAAUGUGCAAGGACAAGGACAUGCUGGUGAAGCGCUUGAGCAUACCAGUUCCUGGUACAAGUGACCUCCAUUUCUCAACCCAGUUUCCGCAGAAGUUUCGGGAGCAAUUCAAAGCUUGCCUCUGGAAGCAGUGUUUGUCGUAUUGGAGAACUCCUUCUUACAACCUGGUGCGGAUGGUAUUCAUAACAGUGGCCUGCAUUUUCUUUGGUGUGUUAUUCUGGCAGAAAGGCAACAUCAACCACAUAAACGACCAGCAAGGUCUCAUCACCAUAUUGGGGUGCAUGUAUGGAACCACUCUGUUCAGUGGCAUCAACAACUGCCAAUCAGUGAUGCCUUUUGUCUCCGUUGAACGCUCCGUCGUGUACAGGGAGAGGUUCGCAGGGAUGUACUCUCCUUGGGCCUACUCCUUUGCGCAGGUUGCCAUGGAGAUACCUUAUGUGCUGGUGCAGGUAGUGAUCUUCAUGUUGAUAGCAUAUCCGAUGAUAGGGUACGAGUGGACAGCAGCAAAGUUCUUUUGGUUCAUGUACACCAUGUUGUGCACGCUGUUCUACUUCCUCUACCUGGGAAUGAUGAUUGUGUCGCUCACCCCCAACAUCCAAAUCGCAUCCAUACUUGCAUCCAUGUUCUACACCCUACAGAACCUCAUGUCCGGGUUCAUCGUGCCUGCGCCUCAAAUACCAAAAUGGUGGAUAUGGCUCUACUACAUCUCCCCAAUGUCAUGGACGCUCAAUGUCUUCUUCACCACGCAGUUCGGAGAUCACGAUGACAGGAUGAUCGAUGUAUUUGGAGAGACCAAAUCCGUCGCAGCAUUCAUGAGGGACUACUUUGGUUUUCGCCGUGACCUACUGCCACUGGCAGCGGUGGCCCUGGCAGCAUUCCCGGUCCUCUUUGCCGCCCUCUUUGGUUACAACAUCUCAAAACUCAACUUCCAAAGGCGAUAGACAAACACAUUUUCAUAGUAGUAAAAUAGUAGCACGAUAUAGAAUAGAUAUUGCAAACACACGUACUCCCUCCGUUCCAAAAUACUUGACUUCCAUUUGUCCAAAAAUGGAUGUACCUAUAUACUAAAACAUGUCUAGAUACAUCUAUAUUUUAACAAAUGAAAUGCAUGUAUUGUGGAACGGAGGGAGUAUCUCUGUGUGUUAGAAUUGAAAGCCCGAGUUAGCUUACCAACACGAAAAGGUCAGUGUAUGUACUUUUGUGUAAAUGGGAUAUAUAGCAGAACAAAAUUCCAGUAGUAGCUAGUACUCCCUCCGGUCCUUUUUACUCCGCGUAUUAGGUUUGGGUCAAGUCAAACUCUGCAAAGUUUGACCAAAUACAUAUUAAAAAAAUAUCAACAUUUACCAUGCCAAUAUAUAUUCCAUGAAACUACAUUUCGUAAUGAAUCUAAGGAUAUUGAUUUGACAUUGUAAAUCUUGAUACUUUUUUCUAUAAGCUUGGUUAAAUUAGAGAUGCUUUGACUUCAAACAAAACUUAUAUGCAGACUAAAAAGGACCGGAGGGAGUAUUCGAGAAGAUGUGCGAUAUUGUCGUUAACAGACACUUAGGCACUUUCACUCUAGCCUAUCUCAUUUAUUAUUAUUGUAAAUCAUUUGUUAUUAUUGUGAAUAUAUUUGCAAUGCAAGUUUUGUAGUGAUGAAAAAACACAACGCACAACCCUGACAAUUUUCAUGAGCAGAAUAUAAUUGGUAU
This is a messenger RNA of Triticum aestivum (bread wheat), 5315 nucleotides long. RefSeq names its product ABC transporter G family member 41. Gene Ontology annotation, cellular component: membrane. NCBI's taxonomy places the organism in Eukaryota, Viridiplantae, Streptophyta, Magnoliopsida, Poales, Poaceae. Bases 198 to 4565 code for a protein of 1455 amino acids. The transcript is spliced from 23 exons. The record is from RefSeq and is a predicted model, not a curated record. Gene Ontology annotation, molecular function: ATP hydrolysis activity; ATP binding; ABC-type transporter activity.